GAAAAAUGUCGCUACGCGUAAGCUUGGAAAUAUGAAAAUGUUCGUCGUCUCGUAGACAACUUUCACGGGUUAAAGCUUUGUAUUUCCCGGUUUUUGUUGGACGAUAUCUAGGUCAGUAAAUCCAGUGGUAAAUCUGAAAGGAAAAAGUGAUGGUUAUGAACAACGAAUCGCAAAAAACAGGAUCGCCAACGCAAGCACGACAACUUGCCGAAAGCGACGACAUUGCAAGUAGUUUAGUGUUGGACUCUAUGCUUGGCUUUACCACUCACAAAAUGGCAGCACGAUUUCGGCCUCUUAAAGUCGAUCAAGAAGUGGUGAAGAAGGCGCUUGAAAGAUAUCGUCAGGAUUGGGAUUUGGAACAAGCCUACAACGAAAUCGUCUUCAACGCCGGGGAUUGGGGAAGAUGUUACUUCAUCACUAAAUCUAAACCUCAAAUUGCGGCUUUCAAAGAACAUGUAAGUGGAAGAGACUUUUAAUCAAAGUAGCAUAUUAAAACCGUCAAAUUCGCUUUAGAUUUGGAUGUUUAAAGGAGUGUAAGACACUAAGAACAACUGUCAAACUUGCGAUACGCUCUUCGCAUUCAAUCUUCCCGUCUAAGCGCGUGUUCGUCAUUGUGCGACGAUCUUUGGUCAAAAGUUUUGUGCGUUCCUAAUUAAUUUAUGCGAAAUCGGUUCUACAGAUUAUUUCAAGGCUCAGUGUAGAUUUUUUAACUGUCUUUAUAUAUAUAUUUUUGUAGUUUUAUAUUCGUCCUCUCCCUUUCUCAAGUAUGUUUUUCUGAAUUUUAAGAAUUUCGCUUUCCACAUCCCUCCCACUUCCGUAGCCAUAAUGGUAGUUGGGAUUAGUAUAAUGACGUAAUAAUUUCGCUGUGAUGCAGAUCGACGGUUUCACCAUUUGCUAAUUACUUCCUGUUAGGGCAGUACAUCGUAUUCGAUAUCUAAGCUUUAAUACCUCUGCCAAAUUUUCAUAGUGAGCAAAUGUUGGGAUAAAUUUUUGUACAGUAUACACCUGACAUGUCCAACAAAAGUGGUAAGAUGUAGAUUGCACCUUGAAGUUGUUUUGCUUAAAUUUCUCUGUAGAACUCCAGGCUUGCGGUCCAAGUAAUCUUAGCAUCAGUUAUUUGAAUCUUUGUUCUCCAAAUGGAUUGAUAAAUAGCACAGUGCCAUGGAGAGUACAUUGAUGUUAUGGCAGCAUGCAAUAUUAAUCUAUUUGCCACCCAAUGAACACUUUACCAACAGUGUAACUGAUAUGAAUUUGAAAAGCAUAGAAUCAGCCAUUUCUCUCCUUCUUUGUGUUUUUUUCAACUACAAAUUGUUUUGACUUGGCUGUUUGUUAUAAGACGUACAAGCCAUGUCUUUUUGCAUCAAGGAGUCCCUUGGCAUGUACACAGAUUAAGACAUUAAGUAACUUAAACUUUUGUCAUCUUCAGUUAUCAUGUUUGAUGGUAUGAUCAGCAAAUGUUUGCUGUCAAGCUGAAGAGGGCUCUUUCAGAGUGUUUAGAAAGCACUGGAGAUUGAGAAAUUCUCAAGCUACAUUGUUUUGAAUUCUCUGAAUAAAUUUAAAUGACAUUAGUAAUUUUUUUUAUUCACAUUUGUACCACAUUAUUUAUUUUACUGUAACUAAAUUUAAAUCCUAAAAUAGUUUCCAUGCUCUUCUCUAUUUGCAUUUUGAUUAAUUGUUAUUUAACUCCAUUAGAAAUAUUUUUUAAGCAUUUCUUUGCAUCCUGCCUAUUUUUUUAAAUUUUUCGUCAGAAUUUCCCUUAUGGUUUACUUGUAGGUCUUCAGAUACAUUGGGAUAUUCAAUAAAAAUUCUGGUUACAAAGUUGUGCCUUGCAGUCGUUAUUCAGGAGAAGAUAAUGGAGCAAAAGUGGUGGCUACUUGUGAAUGGUAAGUAAGAUUCAGUAAAGGAGGAGAAGGUUAUGAUUAAAUCUUUUCUAAUUGUUUACAAAAUGUUAUUGGAGAAUUCCAGAAGCUCUUUCAUGGAAUUUUGUUCAUAAGGCUUAUGCUGUCUUGUGCAGGCUUUGAGCAACCACAUACAAUUUAUGUUACAGUAAUGAAUAUUUUGGUGGGAUUUUUGUUUAAGAUAAAUGUCAAACGUCAAAUUUAUUUCAUUUGACAAACAUGGUGUAAUACUUGAAAGAGAUGGCUGGCUCAAAUUAUCUCAAGGUUAACAUCAUUUCCAUGAAUCCCUCAAAAUUUUUUACGGUCAGGAUGUAGAUGCUAUUCUUGAAACAGCAGCUGUUAGAAUUUCCCCACCACACCCUAAAAUCAGUAAUAUGCAAGUUCUUCAUACUGUUGUCUAACAUUUCCCAUGAUACUUUCAAGGAGAAUUUGUCUAACAAAAAGAGCCUUUUAUCAGUUUGUGAUCAUUUCCUUUAUUCUCAUGACCUUAAUGUUUGAUUCAGGGGUGAUAUUCAUGGGAGAAAUUUAAUGCUUAUCAUGCUAAGAGUUAAAAGCGUUAAGGUUGGGGGUCCUUAUUCUUUGCUGAUCAAUUCCUUCAUUCUCAUGACUGUUAUUCAUGAUCUUGUACAAUUUGUUUGUGGAGAUAUUUGAUGCUGUGAUCAUUCUUGUUGCUUAAAAGAUUUCAAUUUCUCCCCAGGAAUAAAGGUGACAAGCUGCCUUAUCUGUGUGGAUGCAUUGCAGAAAUGAAUGAGGAGGAGGAAAAGAAGUUACUCCGCCCAGGAGAGAAUGACUUCAGUAUCAUGUUCUCCUGUAGGAAAAAUCUAUCACAGCUUUGGCUUGGUCCUGCAGCCUACAUUAACCAUGGUAAAAACAUAUUUGUAAAUUAUAAGACAGUUUACAAAUCCUGGCAAAUGUAAAAAUUAAAAUGUAGUCAAAUUAAGCUAUUAAUUCAACUUGUGUGAGAAGCAUAUGGUAUCUGUCAUAGUAGUGUUGAAAAACUCAGCUAUUUGCAGCUACACGACCAGUAAAGUACUGCACAGUGAUGUGCUUUUUAUCCUUGACCUCUGUUUUGUACGAUGUGCAUAACAAGUGUUGGAAUUGAAAUAUGGUGCAUUUUAAGUGCUGCAUUUUAAAUUUCAUUUUAAGUGACUCAAGGAAAUGUGCUAGGACUGGUUCUUCAUUUUUGUGUCCUUUCUUUUUUUGGCCUGCACCUAGAGAAAACCAUUCACACCCUUUCUUUCUCUGUAAGGUAUUUGCUUACAACAAAGGUUAUUUUGUUCACUAUGCUGUUGUCAUGUGUAUUUUGAAUUGUAAGAGCAACUGACUGAUAAAUGGAGUUAUGUGUAAAUUUCAUGUAAAUAAUUCAACAAGUUUAAGUCUGUAACUUGUGUUUUCUUCUAUUGCAGACUGCCGUCCCAAUUGCAAGGUGAGCUUCUUUCGUGCCUCUGUAGAAUAACCCAAAGAACAUAAUACUAUGUUCUGUAACACCAUGACAGUAAACUUUUAAAUUUACAAAACUUUUACUGAACUUCUGGGAGUAUAUUGAAGAAUUUUUGUUUUAAACUGAGCUAUUUAUCGUUAGUUAGAAAGUCUAAGAAACAAGACUACCUUGAGUAAAAUUCUUUUUCAAAGGACUUCAAUUUUUGCACCAAUGUGACUCCACUUUAAAAGUUAAAUUGUGCUUUUUUUGGUCUAAUGCAUCAUCUUUUUUUUUUUUUUUUUUUUUUUUUUCUGGUAUCAGUUUGUGUCCACUGGUAGAGAAACUGCCUGUGUUAAGGUAUUACGAGACCUUGAGCCUGGAGAAGAGAUUACUUGUCACUAUGGUGAUGACUUUUUUGGUGACAAAAACUGUAACUGUGAAUGUGUGACAUGUGAGAGGUAUUUUGGCAUUUUACAUGUUUUGCACAAUUGUAUGUGGGUUAUUUGAGUUGAUCCCUGGCUAGUUGAAGGGCUCAUCUCAGCCACAAGAUUGCCUAGUGGUAUGUAGGUAGCCACACAGAAAAUUAAGAACAACAGGCUAAUUUGUAAGAUUGGUCGAAAUGGAGGAAGAUGAAAACAGAGUGUAACUGGGUUUCUUAAAAAGUUCAAGACAAUAGUUUUUCCAGGCUGAAUCUUAUUAGAUCAUAAAUUAGAGUUCCUUUGGUUUCUGGAUGGUGCGAUUUCGCUCGAAUUUCAAGCUUCAUGGCAAACAGUAGAAAUUGGACCACCAAGACAGAAAUCUUUUAACUUUUACUUGCUGGUCCAUCCCAAGGGGCAAAUGAGAUUUUCUGAUAAUUCCAAGCUGUUUAUAAAAAGUACCUAAUAUUGCUUCCAAAUUUGGCUUGCAGACGAGGUGAAGGUGCCUUCAAGUCUAAGGUUAAGACUGUUGACAAGAAACAGAAGUACAGUUUUAGAGAAACAGAUAAAAGAUUGAAGAGACUGGCACGACGAAUGACAGGUAAAUGUUGUCUGAAUGUUUACAUGACAUGUGCUUAGAUGUAUUUGCAGACCUUGGUUUUUUUAUGCUUAUUGUAAAUGAGUGUGCUGAGCUCUGGUUUUAAGAGGUUCAGGUUGGUAGAGAAGAUGUAACAUUUCAACACUUUACUUAUCUCUGUUCACAAGCACAGGUCAACAAACUGUAGUAGAAAGCUCACAAAAACCGAUUAUAUUACAGUUAGUAAUCUCUAAUUGCUCAUCAUACUCAUCAAGAGAGUCGCAAAACUUCAAAUAUUUAGUUAUGACACAACUGGAGACAGUCUAAACCCUGCAUUAUUAUUUCUGUUGACAGAGGAUUCUGUAUGUUUGAAAGCAAAUAUUUUGAUUACUGGUUGAUCAAGUUACUCUUCUUAUUCUGGAAAUUUGAUUUUGCAGGUGACCAAACAAUAACUUACCCAAGGGGUCUUUAUAAUUUAGUUGCUGUUGAGCCUGGAAAUUUACCUCUCAAGUUGCCACUUAAGUGUUUUUCAAUACAAAUUUAUUUUUUUCUUCUUUUUCUUACAGACACAUUCCUUGAUGUUGAUAAUGAUCCUUCACCAAAAGUGCUGCCACCCUCUGAGGAAGGCGAAGCGGCAAAGAAUUUUCAGGAGGAGAUUGAUUGUUUGAUUUCAGUUGACCUACACACAGUUGACAGAGCUGAUGGGGUAGACACUUCAGCUGCUAUUCCUGCUCACAAGUACUACUCUAAAACAAAUAGACCCAAACCAAGAACAAGUGUCACAAUUGGCUUGGAUGAACUGAAUGUUGGAAGGAGAAAACGAAGGAAAAAGGGCCCAAAAUUAUGCAUGCCGACAAAGCGUAAAAGAACAAGACACACUUUCGCAAGUGCAUAUGAAGAGGUCCCCCCAGACAGCAUAUGCAAGUACAUUCCUCCUGUGCGACAUGUUUCGGUAGACAGUGGUGUGGACAUUACAGACAAUGUUGAUGGUGAAUUAAUCGCAUAUGCUGAUAAAUAUAACACCAUCGUGGAUGAAGUGGAUUGUUUUUCUUCAAGAACCUUCGGAAAAUCAGUUGGUACAUACAUGUUGUCUGGGAGACAUGUGCCUGUUGAUGUCCCAGUGAACUCUUUUCCAUUGUUUAGAAAUGGUGCUAGUUAUAGAUGCCCAUGCUGCCCUUAAUCUUUUUUAUGUGUUGUUAAGUGCAGUAAUGUAUCAAAGGACUUACUCUAUCACAAUAUUCAUUCUUACUCUAAAUACAACCUACCUGAGGAUUGUAGCUUCAAUCGUGUUUUUCUAGUUCUUAAGUGGUCAAAUGAAAGACUCAGUAUGUAGUUAAAUGUGCAAUGAAUUGAAAAAACUCCAAGUUGUAUGUAAUAAAACAUGGCUCUUGCAGCUUUAAUGUUGUAAAUGAUAGACAGAGAAUGGCACUCUGCUGUUAACCCUUUAACUCCAGUGAGUGACCAAGACAGAAUUUCUCCUUACAAUAUCAAUACAGUAUCAAGCAGACAAGUGAUGAGAAAACAGAAAAAUAUCAAUUAGGUGAUUAUUAGUUGAUCCAAUACUAAAUUCUCCAAACUAAAAUCACAAGAAUUUUAUGGUAGACAGUAAGGAGAAUUACUAAUGAGAUCUUGGGAGUUAAAGGGUAAACUUCUCAAUGCCCCAAUUUUUCUACUCUAUCUCUCAACUAACAGAUCCUCUUGGCAUUACCAAAAUCUCUCUCAAUAAUCUACCAAACACAUCCAAAACAAAAAAAGAAAAAUGUAAGAAUUAGAUUAAUAUGGGAAAAAGCAAUAGCUGGAUAUUUUCAGAUUCCUUCCUGUAACUUGUCAUUUUUCGGACCUGUUAUUGUGAUAUUCUUUAGAUUUCAGUUGUUUUAUGUCCAGAUAAAGCCAUCUUUAUGACAAAAUGCGAUUUGAAAGGUUGCUUUUUUUUCAUCAAUAUUUUUUUGGUAAAGGUAAAAGGUUUGAUCAUCUUUAGAUGCACUGUAGAUCAAUCAUCUUUUCUUGAAACAACCAGUUCUUGGUGUCCAAUAUGCGUAGAACUGUAAUAACAUUAUUGUCAUUAUUAAAUUAUUAUGUAAGAAAGUAGAUAAUCUUUCAAUGACGAAUAUUUUUGGAGUGGAAUUAUAAUAGAAAGCUGAUAAUCUGAUUCAAUCUGAGUUUUAUGGUAAAAAAAAAAAAAAAGCUUUGGAUUGAUUUUACUGAGACUGUAGACUUGAAAUUUCUACAAAUUGUGGAACAUGUGCAAACAUCUCUAGGGUACCAUUAAUAAAUCUGCAUAAAUGUUAAAUUAAGGUUGAGGUACCCUCUCCAAGUUUUGAACUCUAACUUCUGGUGACAAAAGAAAAAGAAGUGAUAUGUACUGUAUGUUAAUUUACAGGGAGUACCAAGGGCUCUGCUAGUUUGUCAAUAUAAUUUUGUUUUGUUUUGUUUUUUUUAAGAAGUAUUCCAAAAUUAACUUCCAAAAAAAGUAUUCUCAGUAGGUGAGACAAUUUUUGUACACGCUACUCUUGUGAAGUAUGACAGCACGUGUUGUAGAAGUUUUUUCUGGGUCAUAAAUUAUGACAUUUUUGUAAUGUGUCAGUCACUGUAAUGAGAAAGUGGUCCCCUAGGGUAAUAUAAUAAACUGCC
This is a messenger RNA of Pocillopora meandrina, 6942 nucleotides long. The record is from the annotation of a GenBank genome assembly. NCBI's taxonomy places the organism in Eukaryota, Metazoa, Cnidaria, Anthozoa, Scleractinia, Pocilloporidae.